Messenger RNA from Penicillium chermesinum, 720 nucleotides. RefSeq names its product phosphoribulokinase/uridine kinase family protein. The coding region runs from base 1 to 720 and encodes 239 amino acids. NCBI's taxonomy places the organism in Eukaryota, Fungi, Ascomycota, Eurotiomycetes, Eurotiales, Aspergillaceae. The record is from RefSeq and is a predicted model, not a curated record. Gene Ontology annotation, cellular component: cytoplasm. The transcript has a single exon.
AUGGACACCGAAUACCGCCGGCUAGCAGCCACCAUCCGCCAAAAAGCCCAAGCGCACCCCAAAAAGCGCUACAUAGUAGCCAUAGCCGGCGUCCCUGGCUCCGGCAAAACAACCACCGCGCAGGCCGUCGUGAAAUAUCUUAACGAAAACCCCGACACCCACGCUGCCCUUCUUUCAAUGGACGGGUACCACCUGCCGCGCGCCACGCUGGACAAACUGCCCAACUCAGAAGAGGCCUACGUCCGCCGCGGAGCACCCUGGACCUUCGACGUAGCAGCCUUCGUCCAAUUUGUCCGCGAACUGCGCGCCUGGGCUGACAGGAUGCCUCUCGCACCGCCAGGUUCGGGCGGGUGGGCUGAAGAGGAUGUUAUCCGCGGGCCGACGUUCGACCACGAAGCUAAGGAUCCUGUUCAGAACGGUGUUGUAAUCACGCCGGAUGCAUCGAUUAUCGUCAUUGAGGGGAACUAUUUGCUGCUCGAUGAACCGGGCUGGAGGGAAAUUACGGGGCUUGUGGACUAUAGGGUUUUUGUUGAUACCGAUUCCCAGGAUGCGCGAGAUCGGACGGCGAGGAGACAUGUCAAAGCGGGCAUUGAGAAGACGCUGGAGGAUGGGUAUCGGCGAGUUGAUAGUAAUGACUAUUUGAAUGGGAUUACCAUCCAGGGGGCGCUUUUGCAGCCAGAUUUGGUGCUUAAGAGUGUGCCAGAGGAGAUGUCGGGAUGA